AUGUUCCUUCAGGAGAGAAUCCUCAUAGAUUUAGCAAGUCGUGGUGGCUCGGUGGUUGACCACGAUCCGGCAUGGUGGAACGGACCGUCGUGGUUGUCCAAUCCUAAAAUGUGGCCCACAAAUCCUGUUACGGAACCAAGACCAGAGUCGGCAGCAGAGAGCAAACAAAUUCGUGAAGUGAUUGCAAACGUGACGGUGAGUGAAAGGGAUGAAUUUGAUGAUCUACUCGAGCGAGGCAGCCUGAAGAAGUUAAGAGUUUGUGCGCGGAUGAAGAGAUUUCUAGACAAAUGUCGUGGUACUCCAGUUGCUAGUGGUCCUCUUAGGUCAGUUGAGCUAGAAUCGCAGAUGGAGUGUACGUGA
Paramuricea clavata is the source of this 360-nucleotide messenger RNA. Lineage: Eukaryota; Metazoa; Cnidaria; Anthozoa; Malacalcyonacea; Plexauridae. The record is from the annotation of a GenBank genome assembly.